Mixia osmundae IAM 14324 is the source of this 951-nucleotide messenger RNA. RefSeq lists its product as uncharacterized. The coding region runs from base 1 to 951 and encodes 316 amino acids. Gene Ontology annotation, molecular function: single-stranded DNA binding. The record is from RefSeq and is a predicted model, not a curated record. The transcript has 6 exons. Lineage: Eukaryota; Fungi; Basidiomycota; Mixiomycetes; Mixiales; Mixiaceae.
AUGACCGCCAAAGAUGAUUGCGAAUACUUCUGCGCUGCAUUGGCCACGUUCGCACAGCUGCGUGUCAUCGAGUUGGAUCUCAGCGCUUGGUCGCUCGCUCGUCACACUUUCGAUUUUCGACAGCCGAGAUGGACGUUGCGUCUUGUGGCGAUCAAAGUGACUUAUGCUGUCGAGUCUGAUCAUAUCGUAUCGCUUGCUGUUUGGCUCGAACAUUGCGCAAACUUGCGAUUUGUCGAAAUCCAUCAAAAAGAUUGGGCAUCCCGCUUGCACGAGAUUUCAGAAUGGCUCAGAUUCGCCGCUGCAAGAUUGAGUCUCGCUCUUUCCAACCUGUCGAACCUCGAUGUCGUCAUCAUGAGAGUGAAGCAGAUCAAUCUCCGCUUUGGACCACACCGCGAAAGCUUGCUUCACCUCAAUGCUGCAACCUUCCUCAGCUGUGCGCCAAGUUGGCCUUCUCUCAACAUCCUCGCCCUUGCUUUUGGUGGCAAGACAGACGCUCAGACUUUGCGCGAAAUGGCCAUCAGCAGACUCUCACGGGUAGCGUCCCAACAGCGAAGAGCAUUCAGCGCGACUUCGGCGUCUCAUGUCGCCAAAUUGACGCUCAUUGGUAGACUCGGCACGCCUCCGGUGACCGGCACAGACAAGCGCGGACAGCCCUUCACCCGGUUCGUCAUCGCUACAUCUCGUCGUGGCCCUCGUCGCGAGGAUGGUGCGCCGGCUGAGAACGUCACAUCAUGGCAUGACGUGAUCAGCUACAAGAUUGCCGAGUCAGAGUACAUGCAGAACCUCGAACCGGGCACACUCGUCAAUGUUGAAGCUGAUUACCUGCCCACGGCCGUCAAGACGGACGACGGCAAGACCUACGCCAACGUCUUCCUCAAUGCCCAGCGCAUUGAUGUGCUGCAAAAGCCAAGGCGUAAGGACGGCGCGGAGGACAAGGAGGCUUUGCUCUGA